Talpa occidentalis (Iberian mole) is the source of this 1289-nucleotide messenger RNA. It is a transcript of the gene C2CD4D, whose product is annotated as C2 calcium dependent domain containing 4D. NCBI's taxonomy places the organism in Eukaryota, Metazoa, Chordata, Mammalia, Eulipotyphla, Talpidae. The record is from RefSeq and is a predicted model, not a curated record. Bases 89 to 1135 code for a protein of 348 amino acids. The transcript has a single exon.
UGCCCCACCCAGGCGUCCACCAGGGUCCUGGACUCGAAACCUCUCGGCCUUGCGGAAUAUUGGGCUUUUGUCACCCCCGCACCACCGCAUGUGGCUCUUGGAGAAAGCUGGCUACAAAGUGGGGACCCCGGAUCUCGGGGCCCGCUGGGCCCCCUCCGGCCUGUUUCCUAAGCGCCGCGCCCGGGAUUCGCCCGCCCGCGCCUGCCCCAACGUCCUCACCCCGGACCGCAUCCCGCAGUUCUUCAUCCCGCCGCGGCUCCCGGACCCCGGCGGCGCCGAGCCCCCGACGGGGCGCGCAGCGGGCGCGCGCGGCCUGCCCGCGUCCUGCUCGCUGCCGCACCUGGCGGGCCGCGAGGGCUGGGCCUUCCUCCCCGAGAGCCCGCACACGCGCCGGCGCGAGUCCCUGUUCCACGCGCCGCCCGAGCCCGCGGGGGCGCUCCUCGCGGCGCAGGGCCGGCUGCACGUCUCCACCCCGGACCUGCGCCUCUGCCGGGCCCCCGACGGCGACGCGGCCUCGUCGCCCGACUCGUCGCCCUUCGGCUCGCCGCGCCCGGGCGCCGGCCGGCCCAGGCCGCGCUCGCUGUCGCCGGAGGAGGCCGGCUCGGCCGACACCAGCCCCUGCGCGCCGCGCCGCGCGGGCCCGCGCGCCCCGCCGCUCUUCCACCUGGACUUCCUGUGCCGCCCGCUGCGGCCCGCCAAGGAGAGCGUGCUGCGCCUCGCGCCCCGCGGCCAGCUGCGCCUCAGCGCCGAGUACCAGGCCGCGCCCGGCCGGCUGCGGCUGCGCCUGGUGAGCGCCGAGGGCCUGCCCCGGCCGCGCGCGGGCCCCGGGAGCGGCGGCGGCGGCUGCUGCGUGGUGCUCCGGCUGCGGCCGCCCGUCCGGCCGCGGGGCCAGCGGAGCCGCGUGGUCAAAUGCAGCGCCAACCCCAUCUUCAACGAGGACUUCUUCUUUGACGGGCUCGGCCCGCCAGACCUGGCCGUCCGCAGCCUGAGGGCCAAGGUUUUGGACCGGGGCGCAGGGUUCCGCAGGGACGUGCUGCUGGGCGAGUGUGAGACGCCCCUUCUCGCCCUGCUGCCCCCCUUGGGCGGGGGGCUAGGUGCGGGGGCCUCCCUGAUGCCUACCCACCUCAGCCUGUAGACAGGCUGUGUCUCUCUCAGGAGGGCUCUCCAGCGGGCCUGCAGGCCUUAGUCUUUCCAUCUGCCCAGCAUGUAUUUAUUUUUGUUAAUAAAAUGCCCGUGUCUGGAGGGGUGGCUUCUGUUGUUGGUUCCCUGCCUUCUCUCCGCCCUGGCCA